AUGCCGUCGUCUCUUAAAGUGGGCGCGGAGGUGCAAAUCCAGCACCUGAACCAGGCUAAAGCCUCGUCGGGCUCAGGGUCGGCUUUCGGUUCAAGUGAAGAUAGGGCUUAUACAGAAGGCGCGGGCGUGAAAAGGCUUGCUGUUGCGAAUCCUGAUCCCCCUUCGCCUUCGUCUUCUUCUUCUCUUUCUUCCUUUGGACGAGACAGGUUCCAAAUUUGUACUCGGGUCCAAAUUUGCCCUCUGGUGUUCGCUCUCAGUCUCAGAGUUCGACGAGCAGACUCGGAAUGCUCGGAGGCUCUAGCGAGGUCCAAACCGUUGUUCCACCCGCGAAACUCUCCUCAUCCUCAAGAGGGCGAUGUUAGUGACGACCUCUAUAGUUUGCGGAGCAUCCUCGAAGAUAAGCCAGCGCCAGCCUCAUCCGCAUCCUCACCUUCAGCCCGAAGCCCAAGCCCGAGCCCACAAGCCGCAUCCGGGCCGCAGCGCGAACACAAGCCCCAAGCUCAAGCCCCUUCAACUGCGUAUACUAGCAUGCCACUGCCGACAAAGGACACUGCUGGUAGAAAAAUCGUGAUCUACCUCUCAAACCAUGGGCCCGGUCCGAAAAUCAUCCCGCAAAAGGAUGGAGUCUUCAUUCGAACAAAGUACGCUGUAGAGAUCGCCAGCGUCCAGUUUGGUUCUGGCUCUUAUACUGACACUCGCCCCUGUUCUAACGCCCCGGCGUCGACGUUUGUGUCAAGCCUCAGGGCCGCUGCCGGUGCUACUAACAGUAGUAGUAGCUUUAGUGAGAUAUCAAGCAGUCGAAGCUCAACCUCCACCCUGAGUGCUAGUAUUGAAUCAGAUUGCACAGCUACCAACGAAAUCGCCGGCCUUGAUAUUUCAAAAGUGAAGCCGGCUUACUUUUAUGGGGUCCUGAGGGCUGGGACACAUGCAAUGCAGAGGUCGGCGUCGAGAGAGUCGGACUCGGCGCAAAGGAGAAGGAGGAGGAAGAGGAGAGUCAAAGCGACAGAGUCAGAUAGGAGUUGA
This is a messenger RNA of Aspergillus nidulans FGSC A4, 1023 nucleotides long. RefSeq lists its product as uncharacterized. The record is from RefSeq and is a predicted model, not a curated record. The coding region runs from base 1 to 1023 and encodes 340 amino acids. The transcript is spliced from 3 exons. NCBI's taxonomy places the organism in Eukaryota, Fungi, Ascomycota, Eurotiomycetes, Eurotiales, Aspergillaceae.